Gastrolobium bilobum is the source of this 1348-nucleotide messenger RNA. Its product is annotated as dof zinc finger protein DOF3.6-like. Lineage: Eukaryota; Viridiplantae; Streptophyta; Magnoliopsida; Fabales; Fabaceae. The record is from RefSeq and is a predicted model, not a curated record. The transcript is spliced from 2 exons. The coding region runs from base 157 to 1092 and encodes 311 amino acids. Gene Ontology annotation, molecular function: DNA-binding transcription factor activity; DNA binding. Gene Ontology annotation, biological process: regulation of DNA-templated transcription.
AAAGCCUCUUCUUGCUUUCCUCUUCCCUCUUCAUCUUUAAUGCUCUUUUUCCCUUUCUUUCUCGGCUCUGGUAUUCCCUUGGUGUGAUUCUCCACCAUCUCCCUAAAGAGCCAUCAAACUUUAUAAAAGAAAAAAACAUAAAAGGAUUCAAACACCAUGGUUUUCUCUUCUGUUCCAGUCUAUGUAGAUCCUCCCAACUGGCAGCAGCAACAAAAUCAUCAUCAUCAUCAAGCAAAUGGCAGUGAGAACACUCACAUACUUCCACCUUUGCCUCCACAGGCAAAUCAUGUUGGAGGUGGUAUUGGAGCAAUCAGACCGGGCUCGAUGGCAGAUCGAGCCCGGCUAGCUAAGAUACCACCUCCAGAGCCAGCUCUGAAGUGUCCUCGCUGUGAUUCCACGAAUACUAAGUUUUGUUACUUCAACAAUUACAGUCUCACUCAACCCCGUCACUUCUGCAAGACUUGUAGACGCUAUUGGACAAGAGGGGGUGCUCUUAGGAAUGUUCCUGUGGGUGGAGGUUGUCGUAGAAACAAGAAGAACAAAAGGAGUCGCUCCAAAUCUCCUUCAGCAAGUGAGAAACAAACACUUUCAAGUCCAUCAAGUGCAAUACCUACUUCAGGAGGAACAAUCACUCAUGAGCUAAUAGGUCAAUUGCCACAACCACAACCACCUAACCUACCUUUCAUGGCCUCUCUACAGAAUCUGAGUCGCUAUGGAGUUGGAAACAUGGGUUUAGGUUUGCGUGAGAUUCAAGGACAGACCACGGAUCAUAUGGGGUUUCAUCAAAUUGGUGGUGGUGGAGGAGUGGAUCAGUGGCGGUUGCAGCAAUUUCCUUUCUUGAAUGGUUUUGAUUCAACUUCAGCUGGUUCAUACCCUUUUCAAAGUGAAGGUAUUGAGGCACCUUUAGGCUUGGUUGGAGAUAUAGCUGCAAGUUCUAGGGUUACUACUCAGAUUCCACCAGUUAAAAUGGAAGAAAAUGGAGCUAUAAAUUUAUCAAGAUCAACUCUGCAGAAUGUCUCGGAAAAUAACCAAUACUAUUCAUGGACUGAUAUUUCAGGUCUUGCAUCUUCUUCCACUAGUCAUCUCUUGUAAACUUUGACUCCCCAUCACCUGAAUUCAACUCCUUGCUUGAAUUCAAACCCUUCACCAUCAGAUCGAUGGUGAAAACGCAGUUGACAGAAAUUAACGCAGAAAUAUGGUAAAGUUAAUGAUCUUCUUCUUGUUGUAAUUUCUGGUAAUUGAUUGUUUUAUGUUUUAUGUUUUUUUUUUUUUUCUUUUGAAUCGAAUCUAGUAAUUUGUGUACUAUAUAAGGGCUUGUGUGUGCAUGUAAUGUUUUGUAUGUUUGCUA